This is a messenger RNA of Pollicipes pollicipes, 1562 nucleotides long. Its product is annotated as facilitated trehalose transporter Tret1. The record is from RefSeq and is a predicted model, not a curated record. Gene Ontology annotation, molecular function: transmembrane transporter activity. NCBI's taxonomy places the organism in Eukaryota, Metazoa, Arthropoda, Thecostraca, Pollicipedomorpha, Pollicipedidae. Gene Ontology annotation, biological process: transmembrane transport. Gene Ontology annotation, cellular component: membrane.
GCAGGUUCUGGCCUCGAUCACCUCCUCCAUGGCCAACUUCUGCCUAGCCGGCUCCCUCUCGUUUGGCGGCGUGCUGGCUGACCAGCUGACCACCGAGGAUGCCGACCUCAAUAUCACCAAGACGCAGGUCUCCUGGGUCGUGUCCAUCUUCAGCAUCGGCAGCAUGCUGGGCUUCAUCGUCUCCAGCUACGCCAGCCCGCGGCUGGGCGCGGUCCGGAUCAUGCAGCUCUCCUCGCCGGCAGCGCUGGCCGCCUGGGUGGUCAUGGCCUUCAGCCCCAGCUUCUGGAGCCUGCUGGCCGGCCGCGCCAUGGUUGGUCUCUUCAACGGCGUGUGCAUGGGCCCAGCCGUGGCCUACAUGGGCGAGGUGUCCUCUGUGCGCAUCCGCGGCUACCUCACCACCCUACCGCUCGUCAACGGCUGCAUGGGCGUCCUGGCCUCCUACCUCUUCGGCUGGCUCGUGGGCUGGCGACACGCCUGCCUGGUGAUGGGUGCCGCGCCGGCGCUGCAGUUCCUGAUGUCGCUCCUGCUGCCGCGCUCCGCUAAGUGGCUCAUCUCGAAGGGCUACCCGGAGGAGGAGGCCAAGCGAUCGCUGCGCUUCUACCAAGGAGAGGGCUUCGACGCGGACGGACAGAUUCGCGAGAUCCGCGAGUCACUCGGCGGUGACCACAAGCACGACGCGUCCGUCUUGGAGGUGCUCUGCCUGCUGCGCCACCGGCAGAACCUGGUCCCCUUCCUGCUCGUGCUCGCCAUGUACAUGUUUUUCGUGUUCUCAGGCGGCUCAAGCACGUCCUCGUUUGCGCCGGUCGUGUUCCGCGAUCUGGGUGGGUUUGAAGACCCGUACCUGGGCUCCAUCCUGUCUGGCACCGUCCGCGUCAUCUCCACCGUUGUGGCGCUGCUCAUCAUGGACCGCGUCGAGCGGAGGACGCUCCUGAUGGUCAACGGUAUCGGUGGGGCGGCCGGCUGCCUCGCCACCGGCCUGGCGUUCGUCUACAAGGCCGAGCUGGCCGACCACGCCUGGGUGCCGGUGCUCGCCGUGCUCGUCAUCGUCUGCCUCAUGUCCACCGGCAUCUGCACGGUGGUCUUCGUCAUGCUGUCGGAGCUGCUGCCCAACGCUAUUCGCGCAGAGGUUGGCGGCGUGUGCCUGCUCUUCUUCGGCGCCGCAAACUUCGUCAUGAUGUACUCGUUCCCACUGGCCGUCUCGCGGCUGGGUAUCCCGACCGUGUACUGGUUCUUCACCGGCAUGCACCUGCUUCUGUUCGCGUUCGGCAAGGUGUGCCUGCCCCGCACGCGGGGCAAGUCCCUGGAGGAGAUUCAGAAGAUGUUUGUGAAGAACAUCGUGCUCGAAGUCACCGAGCCGGUCGGAAUCCAUGUGGAGACAAACAAGGCCGGUGACUGUACAAAACUGUGACUGUGGCGAUGUCGUACAUGGCCAGUUGCGUAGCAUGCGGUUCACAAACAUACAGGAAAGACAACGAUCAUAUGUCGCUAUUGAAGACAACAAUAGCCGGGAGGCUCAUGACAUAUUAGAAUGGGCCAAAACAAUACACAUUUUACACAUUCAA